GGUUCUCUCCCCGGCGCAGCGGCGCGCUCCUCCCAGGCCUCUUCAACGCCCCGCAAGCUCCCCGCCGAUCGUUGCCUUACCGGCGGCGAGCCGAGCCCUCCUGGCCCGGCGGCUCGUGAACUGCUGCCUCUGAUUUCCGGUGGAUCCUCUUCGAGUCUCGAGGCCUCCUCCUCCUACUCCUCGCCCGUGGCUGUGCAAGGAUGACAUUCUACUGAUUCAACCAUAACUACCUGAAUUUCCAAUGGACAACCUUGCGGACCCGGAAGAGUGUGCGGACACGGAAGAGGGCAAGGUCCUAAAAUUUCAGUGCGAUCUAUGUGACACGGAGGUUGUACAUAGCAUGACACAGCUCUUACUUCAAGCAUUGGCCACAGCUUCAGUGGACAACACCACUGGGGAUAUCUUCAAGAGCCCAUCGUCUGUUGCUGGUGGCAUGAAGACAGAGCUAGCAGGGUACAUGAUUCAGAGAUGUGAACCGAUUCCCGAAUCUAUGGACGGACAUCAGGCUCGUUCAGAUCAAUUAACAAAAGCAUCCAUCUGGCCGACGGAGUUCCUGUCAGACUUGGUUGAUGAUUUUGUGACCUCAAAGAGGAAUAUGAUGAGCCAUGUCUCUGGUUUUUUCUCUAGCGAAAGCCGCCUCAACAAAAUUAAAGACUUCGUGCAAAAGUUAGAGACGGAAAGCGUGUGGGCCGAGGAUGAAAGGAAGGCGACCACAGAGACUAUUCUGAGGAAAACCGACGUGAAAUGCAGUUUCCAUUGCCCUGAGAGAUUUGACAUGCCAGAGAAGCUAGCUGAGCACGAAAGUCAAUGCAAAUUUAGGAUUGUGAACUGCACGAAUGAUGGAUGUGCAGUUUCUUGUUGUGCUGUUCAUAUCGAAAAGCAUGACUCUGUCUGCCCUUUCAAGCUCCUACCAUGUGAGCAGCUGUGCGAGCAACAGGUUAUGCGGUCCAAGAUGGACAAACAUUGUGAAACAGUCUGCCCUAUGAAGCUUAUCAACUGCCCGUUUUAUGGAGUUGGCUGUGAAACAGCCUUUGCACAGUGUUCUCUUGAUAGGCAUUGUUCGGGGUUUCUGCAAACCCACCUGAUGUAUGUCGUCCACGUGAUUACAAGACAGGGCGCUUCUGUUAAUGAUAUGGAUCAACGGUUGCAACUCCUUGAGAAGGUCCAGUCAUUGAAUGAACUCUCUGGGGCUUUAGAUGUCAGGACCCUCACUCUGGUAACAAAAGAACAAGAAUCGAAGAUCAAUAAACUUGAAAAGGAUCUCAAAGCGCAAGAGACAAAGAUGAAAAAACUUGAGAAUGAUCUCAGGUCACGGAAAUGAUUGUUGUCAUGAACUCAUCAUUGCAGCCUUUACGGGAAACCAGGUGGCGCACUUUAUAGUAUAUGUAAAUAAUCGAUAGCAUUACCAUAAGGUCUACCAUCCUGUUGUUCGUUGUCCAUGUACAAAAAUAGGGUGUAGAAAAGUCAGCUUCUUUUUUAGGUCAGUUGAUAAUUUGAUGUAAUUUUUGUUUUGUCACUUAUAUAACAGAGAAAGUACAUGGAUUUACAGGGAUGAGAUGGAUUAGGAUCAUCUGCCCUCUCUUUUUCAUUGGUUUGGACCUAGGUUGGCCUAUUCACAA
Lolium rigidum is the source of this 1619-nucleotide messenger RNA. Its product is annotated as TNF receptor-associated factor 2-like. Bases 242 to 1321 code for a protein of 359 amino acids. The record is from RefSeq and is a predicted model, not a curated record. Gene Ontology annotation, molecular function: zinc ion binding. Lineage: Eukaryota; Viridiplantae; Streptophyta; Magnoliopsida; Poales; Poaceae. The transcript has 3 exons.